GGGAUGGAUAUGCCGAUAAUGCACGACAGCGAGCGAUACGAGCUGGUGAAGGAUAUCGGGGCGGGGAACUUUGGGAUCGCGAGGUUGAUGAGGGACAAGCAGAGCAAGGAGCUGGUCGCUGUUAAGUAUAUCGAGAGAGGCGAAAAGAUAGAUGAAAAUGUUCAACGGGAAAUUAUUAAUCACAGGUCAUUGAGGCACCCAAAUAUUAUUAGAUUUAGAGAGGUUAUUUUAACUCCGACCCAUCUAGCAAUUGUUAUGGAGUAUGCUUCUGGGGGUGAACUUUUUGAGCGCAUCUGCAAUAAUGGUCGAUUUAGUGAGAAUGAGGCCCGUUACUUUUUCCGACAACUUAUAUCGGGUGUCAGCUUUUGUCAUUCAAUGCAAGUCUGUCACCGUGACUUGAAGCUAGAGAACACAUUGUUGGAUGGAAGUACUGCUCCUUGUUUGAAGAUUUGUGAUUUUGGGUAUUCCAAGUCAUCAGUCCUGCAUUCACAACCAACAUCAACUGUUGGAACCCCUGCUUAUAUUGCUCCAGAAGUUUUGCUCGAGAAGGAGUAUGAUGGCAAGAUUGCAGAUGUAUCGUCCUGUGGAGUUACUCUAUAUGUCAUGUUAGUGGGUGCAUAUCCAUUUGAGGACCCUGAAGAACCUAGGAAUUUUCGCAAGACAAUACAGCGCAUAUUAGGGGUGCAAUAUUCUGUUCCUGAUUAUGUUCACAUAUCUGAGGAGUGCCAGCAUCUGAUCUCAAGAAUUUUUGUUGGCAAUCCUGCUGAGAGGAUAUCGCUCCCAGAGAUCCGCAACCAUGCAUGGUUCCUAAAAAACCUCCCAGCCAACCUGAUGGAUGAGAACAUGAUGAGCAACCAAUACGAGGAACCUGAUCAACCAAUGCAGAGCAUCGACGAAAUAAUGCAAAUAAUCACCGAAGCAACAAUCCCUCCAUGUGGGGCCCGUGUCAUUGGCCAGUACCUCGACGACCUUGACACGGAUGAUGAGGAAAUGGAGGAUAUCGACUCUGACCUCGAUACUGAUAGCAGUGGUGAGAUAGUCUCUGCUAUUAUGUGAAUUAAAAUCAAGAGAUCAUAUGGAGUUUGUGGGUAAAAACCAAGUCCCAUUUUGUGGGGCGCGUGUAUUUUUGUCAA
Asparagus officinalis (garden asparagus) is the source of this 1133-nucleotide messenger RNA. RefSeq names its product serine/threonine-protein kinase SAPK10-like. The record is from RefSeq and is a predicted model, not a curated record. Gene Ontology annotation, molecular function: protein serine/threonine kinase activity; ATP binding. The coding region runs from base 4 to 1056 and encodes 350 amino acids. NCBI's taxonomy places the organism in Eukaryota, Viridiplantae, Streptophyta, Magnoliopsida, Asparagales, Asparagaceae. Gene Ontology annotation, cellular component: nucleus. The transcript has 9 exons. Gene Ontology annotation, biological process: protein phosphorylation; intracellular signal transduction.